AUGACAGAGCUCCACGAAGCUGUGGCUUUGGGGGACUACGACCUGGUGGAUGAGAUUUUGAGGACAGGGCGCUGCGACCCAAAUCACAAGGAUGUCGACUGGCAUGACAGGACCCCGCUGCACUGGGCGGCUGCAAAAGGGCAAUCGGAGCUGGUCAAGCUCCUCGUGGAUCACGGGGCCCGGCAUUGCCUGCGGAGCAACGUGGGCUGGACUCCAGCUCACUUUGCAGCUGAGUCAGGGAGACUGGGGGUCCUUCGCACCCUUCAUUCCCUGCACGCUGCUAUGGAUGCGGCCGACCUCUUCGGUGACACUCCCAAGAGACUUGCGGAAAUCUACGGUCACCAAGACUGCUUCAGGUUCUUAGAAAU
Cariama cristata (Red-legged seriema) is the source of this 368-nucleotide messenger RNA. It is a transcript of the gene ANKRD66, whose product is annotated as ankyrin repeat domain 66. The transcript is spliced from 2 exons. NCBI's taxonomy places the organism in Eukaryota, Metazoa, Chordata, Aves, Cariamiformes, Cariamidae. The record is from RefSeq and is a predicted model, not a curated record. Gene Ontology annotation, molecular function: protein binding. The annotation marks the transcript as partial.